Molecule: messenger RNA, 973 nt
Organism: Gymnodraco acuticeps
Lineage: Eukaryota; Metazoa; Chordata; Actinopteri; Perciformes; Bathydraconidae
Gene: mrpl27
Product: mitochondrial ribosomal protein L27
Exons: 4
Coding region: 73-516 (147 amino acids)
Biological process (GO): translation
Cellular component (GO): mitochondrial large ribosomal subunit; ribosome
Molecular function (GO): structural constituent of ribosome
Source: RefSeq, a predicted model, not a curated record
CUUUCUUGGGGAUCUUAAAUGCAGCACCCUUUCCGGAUGUGACGGUAUGACGUAAGUGACGUCAGAUUCAAGAUGGCAGCGCUUGCGUCCUUGAUGCUCAAGUCCAGAACCGGAGUUCUGGUUCCGGCUCAGACCGCUCUCCUGGACCUGCUGAGGUUUGCCUCUAAGAAGGCUGGUGGCAGCAGUAAGAACGUCGGUGGAAAAAGCCCUGGGCAGAGAUAUGGAUUCAAGAAACAAGAUGGUAAUUUUGUCCAUGCGGGUAACAUCCUUGCGACACAGAGGCUGUUGAGGUAUCACCCAGGAGCACAUGUGGGGAUGGGAACCAACAACACGCUGUUUGCUCUGGAGAAUGGCUACAUCAAGUUCACUAAGGAGGUGUUUGUCCCUCCCCCACGCAGCGCAGAGGCCACCCAGGUCAUCACCAAGCUGCCCAAAGGAGCCGUGCUCUACAAGACCUUCAUCAGCGUCCUGCCGGUCCCACAGGAGGGCAAGUUUAGACUGGUGGACAUGGUCUGAGGGGACUGGACUGGGACGCCAUUGGUGCCCAGCUGUUCUUGAAGUUGUUAGGAUGAAGAAGGAUUUGUUUGAGUGACACUUUGAUUGAUUUAUCGAGAGCAAAGUGACUAUUGGCCUCUCCUUAGCUUCCUCAAUCCAGUCCCAUCAUUCGGUGGCGCUUCAACAGAAGUUUAACUCGGUCGCACAUGGAUGUUUAUUUUAUUUACACAACACAGAAGUGAAGAUAAUGUAUUCCAAUUAUUGUGAUGCCAGCAGGGACAUAUCAGCAGUAAAUAUUAAAAUCAUCCCAAUAUAGUCCAGGACAUUUGUGUAUAACCAUAAGUUGGGGAUAAUCAUAAUCAUCAUAUUGUUAACUGGGAUUCUGCAUAGUCACCCAGUACUCACCACUUUAAGGAACUAUGGUUCUGUUACCAUGAUAAUGAAUAUGUGUUGUAUUAAAGUUUUAUGUGCGAAAAUC